Molecule: messenger RNA, 3303 nt
Organism: Nematostella vectensis (starlet sea anemone)
Lineage: Eukaryota; Metazoa; Cnidaria; Anthozoa; Actiniaria; Edwardsiidae
Product: staphylococcal nuclease domain-containing protein 1
Exons: 24
Coding region: 114-2807 (897 amino acids)
Biological process (GO): mRNA catabolic process; regulatory ncRNA-mediated gene silencing
Cellular component (GO): cytosol; RISC complex; nucleus
Molecular function (GO): nuclease activity; RNA binding
Source: RefSeq, a predicted model, not a curated record
UGACGUAAUGCAAACCCAUAUUUGGAAAAGAGUAUCUGAUCAAUUUUUUCUUUCCUUUUUGCUUUGAAGUUUGUUGGGUGAACUAAGGAUUUUUAGGCUCCUAGAACAAAAUAAUGGCUCAACCGGCUCCCCCAAUGAUUCGAGGGAUCGUAAAACAAGUUUUGUCGGGCGACAGUGUAAUUAUAAGAGGGCAACCAAAAGGGGGACCACCGCCAGAGAGGCAACUCUGUCUGUCUAAUAUCACAGCCCCAAAGCUAGCGCGAAGAGCAAAUCCAAACGUGGAAUCGAGCACUGCUACAAAUGAUGAGCCCUUUGCCUGGGAAGCACGUGAAUUCUUACGUACACGCCUUAUUGGCAAAGAAGUUUUGUUCUCUGUUGAGUAUAAAGUUCCUGGAACUGGCAGAGAGUAUGGGUGCAUCUUCUUAAAAAAUGCCACUGGUGAGCUUGAGAAUGUCACAGAAGCAAUUGUUGCUGAGGGAUUAGUUGAAGUGAGACGUGGAGGAAUCAAGCCUUCAGACGAACAGACCAAGCUGAUUGAUCUUGAAGAACAUGCAAAAACUCAGGGCAAAGGCAGAUGGGCCAAUGAUGCCAGUGAGCAUGUUAGGAAAAUUAACUGGUCAGUUGAAAACCCAAGGCACUUUCUUGACACUCAUACUGGUAAAGAAAUACCGGCUAUAGUUGAGCAUGUUCGCGAUGGAUGUACUGUAAGGCUGUUUCUGCUACCAGAGUUUUACCACAUCACAGUCAUGCUCUCUGGAAUAAAGUCACCAAUGUUCAAGCGGGAAGGGGACAAAGAAUUCCCUGAACCAUUUGCAGAUGAAGCUAAAUUCUUUACAGAGAGUAGACUUUUACAAAGAGAAGUGAAAGUUAUCUUGGAAGGUGUAUCAAACACGAAUUUCUUGGGCACAGUUAUACAUCCCGCUGGUAACAUUUCCGAGCUGCUUCUGAGAGAAGGAUUCGCACGAUGUGUAGACUGGAGCAUGGCUGUGCUUUCCAAGGGACACGACAUACUCAGGGCUGCUGAAAAGCUUGCCAAAGAGAAGAGAAUACGAAUUUGGAAAGAGUACGUCCCAAGUACCCCAGCCAUUGAGAUCAAGGACCAGGAAUUCUCUGGAAAGGUGCUUGAAAUAGUCAACGCAGAUGCUGUUGUUGUCAGACAUCCAAGUGGAAAAGAUAUGAAAAUACAUUUGUCAAGUGUUAGACCCCCGAGAGUGCAGCCCAAGGAAGAUGCUGAGCUAGCCCCUGUAGCUAAAGAAAGCAAGCGCUCCAGACCUCUUUAUGACAUCCCUUACAUGUUUGAAGCUAGAGAAUUCAUGAGGAAAAAGCUGGUUGGUAAAAAGGUUAAUGUCAAGAUUGACUAUAUCAAACUACCAAACGACGGCUUUCCUGAGCGAACAUGUGCGACUAUUACUAUCGGAGGCGUCAAUGUUGCCGAGGCCCUUGUCUCCAAGGGUUUCGUCACAGUUCUGCGCCACAGGCAAGAUGAUGACCAGCGGUCUUCUCACUAUGACGAGCUCUUGGCCGCUGAGACAAGAGCGGUCAAAAAUGGCAAAGGACUCCAUAGCAAAAAGGAGCCACCAAUUCACAGAGUUGCUGACCUUUCAGGAGAAGCAGCAAAAGCCAAACAGUUCUUACCUUUUUUGCAAAGAGCGGGACGAUCCUCAGCUAUUGUCGAGUUUGUCGCGAGUGGUUCGCGCAUGAGGCUGUACCUACCAAAGGAGACUUGCUUAGUUACAUUCCUCCUCGCUGGUAUCAGCUGUCCCCGUGCAGGCAGGAUUGCAACGAGCCAAGGAGUCAUCACUAAUAUGGAUGGCGACGCCUUCGGCGACGAGGCACAGAGGUUCACCAAGGACAUGGUUAUGCAAAGAGAAGUGGAGGUCGAGGUCGAGGGGAUCGACAAGGCUGGCAACUUUAUUGGAUGGAUGUUUGUGGAUGAUAAGAAUCUGUCUGUGGCGCUUGUCGAGUCCGGGCUUUCGUCAGUACAUUUCUCGGCAGAAAGAACCUCGUUCUACCAUCAGCUGUCUCGGGCAGAGGAACUCGCCAAACAGCAGAAGUUAAAGAUGUGGGCCAAAUAUGAGGAGCCCAAAGAUGUUGUCGUCGUCGAAGAAACAGAGCGAAAAUGCAAUUACAAAAAGAUUAUUGUCACUGAAUUCAAGAACGAACUCACGUUUUACGCGCAACUCGUAGAAACAGGUCCCCAGCUUGAACAACUCAUGACAGACCUAAACACAGAGCUUGGAUCCAGCCCCCCACUGCCGGGCUCUUUCACAGCCAGGAAAGGAGAGAUGUGCGCUGCCCGAUUUGUGGACAAUAGCUGGUACCGGGCGAAAAUCGAAAGUGUGAAAUCUCCAAGUGAAGUUUCUGUUUUCUAUGUUGAUUAUGGAAAUAGGGAAGUUCUACCAGUCACACGAUUGUGCCCACUUCCUUCUGCUUUCAUUGCAUUCCCAAACCAGGCUAAAGAGUUCACCUUGGCGUUUGUUGAGCUACCUAAGGACCCCGACCAGGCCGAAGACGCAAUGGAAGAGCUCCAGAAACGUGUCCUAAAUCGUCAGUUCCUUCUCAACGUCGAGUACAAGAAUGGUGGACAAGAGUUUGUAUCUGUCAUGACGGAGGGGGGAGAUGACGUCGGGAAAAGCCUAGUCGCCGACGGCUUUGUCUUGGUGGAGAAGCGCAAGGAGAAGAGGCUGCAGAAGAUGAUGGAGGAGUACCGCAAGGCUCAAGACACAGCUAGGACCACCAGACUGAACCUCUGGCGUUAUGGAGACUUCACCGAGGACGACGCGCGUGAGUUUGGUUACCCCAACUAAACUGGACCGCCCUGACCCGCGCAACCGUGAACUCUCUAAGAAAAUACAAAGAUGGAGCUAGACCAGAGCGUGACUAGUCUACUAUAUUGCCACAAUGAGUCUGUGUUUGUCACCUGUAUGUCUGUUGUGCUGUAAUGUGUUGUUUGAUAGUUAUCACAAUAAACAUGAAUGACCAAAAUGUAUGGCCAAGCUGAAAUUGAAAUAAUCCGGCAUUGAACCCUGUUAUAUGUGGGUCUUGCUUAUGCGAAAAUUCAAUCUUUAAAAAGGCCUAUUGUGGAGGAAUUGCCUUUGUUCUUUGAAAAAUUAUAUCACUAGUAGAUUGAUAGUAGCUAUGAAAUAAUCAAUAUUUGUGAGAUGAGAAAUAAGCAUGUGUCUAGUGGUGAGUCCACGAAUGCAUCAAGCAUCUAUAUUUUACUACAUGAAAUUUUAAUUAAAAGAUAUUCAUUGCAGGCAAUAGCUAGGUGGAGUCACGUGAAUAAUAAAUUACAAACAACUA